Messenger RNA from Didymella exigua CBS 183.55, 2706 nucleotides. RefSeq names its product ATP-NAD kinase. Gene Ontology annotation, biological process: NAD+ metabolic process; NADP+ biosynthetic process. Lineage: Eukaryota; Fungi; Ascomycota; Dothideomycetes; Pleosporales; Didymellaceae. The record is from RefSeq and is a predicted model, not a curated record. Gene Ontology annotation, molecular function: NAD+ kinase activity. Bases 476 to 2401 code for a protein of 641 amino acids. The transcript has a single exon.
CCCCAGUUUGCGCCUUGCAAUUGGAAUCACUUUCGAGCAUUCACUUCUUUUGUUGUUCUUUUUGUUUUUCAGUCAACAUCUGAGCCGGUCUCUUCAAUACAGUCUUUGAUCAACUCCACCGGCGAUUGCGCAGCGUCGCCCGCCACCACAUCGGCAGCUACCGUCACUGCUUGCAGCCAUUAUAUCCCCGAGCCCCGAGACCUCACGAGUCGCUCCCAUGCAGUAGCUGCAAUCCUACGGACCCUCUUCUCGUUUCACUUAUCAUUCCUAGCCUGGAGCUCGUUACAAUUAUUAUAGUCGAUUGAACGUCUGGUCACGUUGUUGAAUCGCUGUAAUCACUCAACAUCCAACAGCAACUUAAUCACCGGCACUUUUCGCAGCGGUACCCAUCUUCGCAAGGACGACGUCCGGCGAAUAUUGUCGUCAUUUGCGCGAUCGCAUCCCGCGCUGUUCAGUAAUUCGAUAAGCGACAAUGAUGCCGAGUACAACCAAGAAUGGGGAGCCGUUCUCACCGACCACAAUUCACCCGCUCCUUUCUCCACAAAACCCGCGGGAUAACUUCUCCGCCGUUAACGCCGCCGGUGUGGCAUCGAUAAAUCUCACUCAUCCUGCUCCUCCGCAGCCUCCGCAGACAAGUGUUUACUUGCCCCAAGCCCCCGAAGAUAAUGCAUCAUCGGUAGCAACGACAGACCUAGUCGGUGCGCCCACUGCCUCCGACUCAAUCCUAUCCUUUGCGACACCGGGCGAACCACCUCGGAACAAACAUUCGAAUGUUAUUAGCAACUCAUCUUCGAUUGAAAAUCUUACAGUCCUGCCACAGCUGCCAUCUUUUGGUGAGCACCGCAUCCGGAAGCACCGCAAGAACGCAGCUUCAUUCGAUUCGGCCAUACCCCGCCAGACGAUCCUCAAGGCCCUGCAAUCACGACCACCAACGUCACAGUCGAUCGACAACGUGGUUAUGGAGGGCAGGAAAAGCGCAGCAGAGGGCAAGACCCAGCGCUCAAAGAGCAUUACCCACAAAGCGCUUGCCGAUGCACUUUCUGAGUUCAACUUGAAUUCAGGAGACCUCGCUGUGAGCAAGAUGGCCGCACUUGCAUCGCCAUGCUUCUUCCACAAGAAGUUCGACAAAGCAGUAAACCUCGACAAAGUACUGGAGGAAAUUGCAGACGAUGAUUCAAUAUCGCAUUCGAGGCUCAUGCAAACGGCCUUCAGUGUGCGUGAAGUUUCCAAGCAACUUCAACGCCGACCGAUUAGGAUGACAGUGCGCAAUGUCAUGAUUGUUACCAAAGCGCGCGACAACGCCCUAGUACACUUAACUCGAGAGUUGGCAGAGUGGCUUCUCAUGACCCCACGAUAUGGCUCAGACGUGGGUGUAAAUGUCUACGUGGACCACAAGCUGCAAAGAUCGAAGCGCUUCGAUGCAUCUUCUCUGGUAGCCAAGGACAAGCGUUUCGAGCAAUCGCUCCGCUACUGGACACCAGACCUCUGCUGGGAGACACCAGAAAAGUUCGACCUUGUGCUCACGCUUGGUGGUGACGGCACAGUCCUCUUUACAUCAUGGCUGUUCCAGCGCAUUGUGCCGCCGAUUCUCUCAUUCUCUCUCGGCAGUCUCGGUUUCCUGACAAACUUCCAGUUCGACCAGUACAAGGAAGCGCUCAGCAAGAUUAUGGGCGAUGCCGGCAUGCGCGUCAACCUGCGCAUGCGCUUCACUUGCACAGUCUACAGAUACCAGAAGAAUGCAGCCCCUGGGUCUCCUCAACACAUUGAGGCCGAGCAAUUCGAGGUUCUCAACGAACUGGUCAUUGACCGCGGGCCAUCGCCCUAUGUCUCCAACCUCGAACUGUAUGGCGAUAACAAUCUCCUCACGGUCGUACAAGCAGAUGGCUGCAUCUUCUCAACGCCCACCGGCUCGACAGCAUACUCGCUCUCUGCCGGUGGAUCACUCGUGCAUCCCGAUAUCCCGGCGAUCCUCCUCACCCCAAUCUGUCCACACACCCUCUCCUUCCGCCCCAUGCUAUUGAAUGACAGCAUGGCCCUCCGCAUCGCUGUACCGCUCAAGUCACGCGCAACCGCUUACUGCGCUUUCGACGGCAAGGGCCGCGUCGAGCUCCGCCAGGGUGACCAUGUCACCAUCGCGGCCUCGCAGUACCCCUUCCCCACCGUCCUGUCGCAGCCCACCGAGUGGUUCGACAGUAUCAGCCGUACACUCCGCUGGAAUAACCGCGGCGCUACACAGAAGGCAUGGGAUGGCGACGAGGAAGAGGCCGACGGUGAGGAGGCCGAUGCCGCCUUUGACAUUGAUAUCGACAACGACGAUAUCGAUCGCGACUCUGGGUACAGCGCUGACUCCGACGGUCGUGGCAGUCCGAUGAGGAAGGGCAUCGUGCUGCCCUUCUUGUAAGCGCUUACCAAAGGCUUGCAUUGCGUGGGUUACUAUUGCUCGGUUUGGCGCUGGACAGGCGUUUUGGCACAGCGGUUUCUGUGCGUUUACUAUUCUACUCCAACCACGUUUUGGGUAUCGGCGAGCGCUUUGCUGCUUGGGCGGGUCCCAGUGGUUCUCUAGCCCUGACGGGGCGGAGGUUGUUUGAUCUGUGCGAGGGCAGUGUUGGUUACGGCCGUUGAGCUACAUCCACGAUAUCCUAGACCGCGAUAUAGAUACUUGAUCUAGAAUCCAUGUGAAGCUACUUGCUUCUCGUAUUGUAUGAG